Molecule: messenger RNA, 1667 nt
Organism: Eupeodes corollae
Lineage: Eukaryota; Metazoa; Arthropoda; Insecta; Diptera; Syrphidae
Gene: trc
Product: serine/threonine-protein kinase tricornered
Exons: 5
Coding region: 172-1536 (454 amino acids)
Biological process (GO): intracellular signal transduction; peptidyl-serine phosphorylation
Molecular function (GO): protein serine/threonine kinase activity; ATP binding
Source: RefSeq, a predicted model, not a curated record
AUGCAGUUCAGUCCAGUGGCAGUCCAAGUCUAGUUCAGUGUUAGUGUUUGUGAACAAGGAAGGAAAUGUCUAUAGAUUAUUAAUGUUUUUUGGUUUAAGAAUAUUAAAGAAACACACAAAUUCUGUAAAGAAUUAGCACCCGUUUUGCUAUCUUACCCUCAUCCCCUUGACAUGGCUGCAACUGAUAGCUCUUCAAUGCGUUUUAGCGAUCACACUCUAGAUAAAGCCACUAAAGCUAAAGUAAGUCUAGAAAACUAUUAUAGCAAUCUCAUAACACAAUAUGGAGAACGAAAACAGAGGUUGGCAAAACUUGAAGCACAACUUAAAGAUGAAACACUUUCUGAGUCUCAAAAACAAGAAAAAAGACAGCAACACGCACAGAAAGAAACGGAGUAUUUGCGACUAAAGAGACUCCGUUUGGGCGUUGAAGAUUUUGAAGCAUUAAAAGUUAUUGGCAGAGGAGCAUUUGGAGAAGUUCGUUUAGUACAAAAAAAGGACACAGGUCAUGUUUAUGCAAUGAAAGUAUUACGCAAGGCGGAUAUGCUUGAAAAGGAACAAGUAGCUCAUGUAAGAGCAGAACGAGAUGUGUUGGUGGAAGCCGAUCAUCAAUGGGUCGUUAAAAUGUAUUACAGUUUUCAAGAUCCAGUAAACUUGUAUUUAAUAAUGGAGUUUCUCCCUGGAGGGGACAUGAUGACCCUUUUGAUGAAAAAAGACACUCUCUCCGAAGAAUGCACACAAUUUUACAUUGGAGAAACGGCUUUGGCAAUUGACUCAAUCCACAAACUUGGUUUCAUACAUAGAGAUAUAAAACCAGACAAUCUUCUACUUGAUGCACGAGGCCACUUAAAGCUUUCUGAUUUUGGACUAUGUACAGGUUUAAAAAAAUCACAUCGUACCGAUUUCUAUCGCGAUUUAUCGCAAGCGAAACCAUCAGAUUUCAUUGGAACUUGUGCAAGCCCAAUGGAUUCUAAACGACGAGCAGAAUCUUGGAAACGAAAUAGACGAGCGCUAGCAUAUAGUACAGUUGGAACUCCAGAUUAUAUAGCGCCUGAAGUUUUCUUGCAGACAGGAUAUGGACCAGCUUGUGAUUGGUGGAGCUUAGGAGUCAUAAUGUAUGAAAUGCUAAUGGGAUAUCCUCCGUUUUGCUCAGACAACCCUCAAGAUACUUAUAGAAAGGUUAUGAAUUGGAGGGAGACAUUAAUAUUUCCUCCUGAAAUUCCUAUUUCGGAAGAGGCAAAAGAAACCAUAAUUAAGUUUUGCUGCGAAACAGAUCGGAGGCUCGGGACCCAGAGAGGAAUGGACGAUUUAAAAUCAGUCCCAUUUUUUCGAGGAGUUGAUUGGGAACAUAUAAGAGAAAGACCAGCUGCAAUACCUGUAGAAGUGCGUUCCAUCGAUGACACAUCAAACUUCGAUGAUUUCCCCGAUGUUUCCUUAGAAAUUCUCUCAUCGCCCGUACCACAAGGAAGUGAAAUUGCUAAAGAUUGGGUGUUUAUUAAUUACACAUUCAAAAGGUUCGAAGUAAGAAGCUUGGAUUAAAAUGAACUUUCGUGAAAUAAAGAUAUGUAGUUUUAAAUUACAAAUUCGCUUACUUAUUUUAAUAACUUUCCAUUGUGAUGUAUUAUAAAUUCAUCGGCCCGAUAACUAGAAAUAAAAAUUUAAAGAAAUUA